CUUCUAGAGCUCAGUUUCUUCCUUUCAAGCUUCCGUUGAAAGAGACCAGAAGAAUCAAAAUUCAUCCGUGGAGAAAUCAUGGCCACGUGCUUGCGGUUGCCCAUGGCGUCCUCAAUUCCAUGUUCUUCGUCUUCAUCGAUGACGCUGAAACACCGUAGCUUCAACAUUCGCUGUGCAGCCUAUAGCAAUAGCAGUUCAAACAUUCCGAUGCCUCCUUUUAACCCUAAGGACCCAUUUCUAAGUAAGCUUGCCUCUGUUGCUGCAAAUAAUCCAGACGCACUCUUCUCUCGGCCUCAAAAUUCUGAUAUGCCGCCAUUUUUGGACAUUUACGACUCCCCUAAGCUUAUGGCUACUCCUGCUCAGGUGGAGAGAUCAGUAUCAUACAAUGAGCACAGAGCCAGUACACCUCCACCAGACUUGCCCUCUAUGUUGCUCCAUGGUAGAAUAGUUUAUAUUGGCAUGCCGUUGGUGUCAGCAGUCACAGAGCUUGUGAUUGCAGAGUUGAUGUACCUACAGUAUAUGGAUCCUAAAGCGCCAAUUUAUCUAUACAUAAAUUCUACUGGGACUACCCGUGAUGAUGGUGAAACGGUUGGUAUGGAAGCAGAAGGUUUUGCAAUUUAUGAUUCCAUGAUGCAACUUCAAAACGAGAUACACACUGUUGCAGUUGGUGCUGCCAUAGGUCAGGCAUGUCUAUUGCUUGCAGCUGGUACUAAGGGCAAAAGGUUUAUGAUGCCACAUGCCAAAGCCAUGAUUCAACAGCCCCGUGCACCAUCAUCUGGAUUAAUGCAGGCCAGCGAUGUUUAUAUCCGGGCAAAGGAGGUAAUCGUUAACAGAGACACACUAGUCAAGCUUUUGGCUAAACAUACUGAAAAUUCGGAAGAGACUGUUUCCAAUGUUAUGAGAAGACCAUAUUACAUGGAUUCUAUCAAAGCUAGAGAAUUUGGCGUUAUUGAUAAGAUUCUUUGGCGUGGCCAGGAGCAGGAGCAGAUUAUGGCAAGUGUUGAUGCACCAGAGGUGUGGGACAAUAAGGCAGGCAUCAAAGUUGCUGAUGCUAUUUAGGUCCUUUCAAUAUAUAAUCUGAUGGGAAUAUUGACGGAAGCAUUUCAACCGUCAAGGGGACUGAAACUCUUGUUCAUUUCACAAGAAAAGAGUGUUACCAAAUGAGAGAAUUCUGGUUUGAGCAAAUCUUGAAAUGUACACACUCGCUGUAGCUCUCCAAGAUUAUACAAGUAUCAUGAUGAGAUACUACAUAGUAACCAAGAAUAGGAUUUUUGCUUUGGAUAAAAAGCAUUGUACACAAAUUGUUGUCGUUUUCUGAAUUUGUGAGUGAGUCACACAAUUAUUAGCUCAUGGGCAAAUCUUUUUUUCUUUCUA
Solanum stenotomum is the source of this 1374-nucleotide messenger RNA. RefSeq names its product ATP-dependent Clp protease proteolytic subunit-related protein 3, chloroplastic. Gene Ontology annotation, biological process: protein quality control for misfolded or incompletely synthesized proteins. Gene Ontology annotation, cellular component: endopeptidase Clp complex. NCBI's taxonomy places the organism in Eukaryota, Viridiplantae, Streptophyta, Magnoliopsida, Solanales, Solanaceae. Gene Ontology annotation, molecular function: serine-type endopeptidase activity; ATP-dependent peptidase activity; ATPase binding. The transcript is spliced from 10 exons. Bases 79 to 1059 code for a protein of 326 amino acids. The record is from RefSeq and is a predicted model, not a curated record.